AUGCGUAGAUUUAAUCCUCAAUGGUACAAUGAGUUUGGCACUUGGUUGGAGAAUAGUGAAUCAAAAGAUGCUGUAUUUUGCUUGCAUUGUUAUCUAUUUAAAUGUGAGCAUGGUGAUGGAAGGGGUGGUCAAGAUUCAUUUGUGGGAGAAGGAUUUAGCAAUUGGAAGGACAAACAACGACUUCUUAAACAUAUUGGGAAAGUUGAAAGAAUUAAUAAGUUGUGCUUCAGUGCUGCCAAAGAUUUGAUGAAUCAAAAUCGACAUAUUGACAUUGUUGUGUCUGGUUUGGCUUUCCGGGGACAUGAUGAGACAGAUGCUUCAAUGAAUCAGGGAAAUUUUGUGGAGCUUGUAAAAUUCCUUUGUGAAAGCAAUAAGGAGGUAAAUAAUGUAUCUCUGAAUAAUGUCCCAGAGAAUCUCAAAAUGAUAGCUCCCUCAAUUCAGCAAGAUAUUAAUAAUGUUACUGCAAAUACUACAACUAGUUUACUUAAAGAAACGAUUGAGUUAAUUUUUGCCAAAAAUGGCUUGAGCUUGACAAAGAUUCAUGGUCAAGGUUAUGAUGGUGUAAGCAACAUGAGUGAUCAAUUCAGUGGUAUGAAAAGCUUGAUUUUAGUUGAAAAUAAUUUUGCUCACUAUGUUCACUGCUUUUCACAUCAACUUCAGUUAGCUCUAGUAGCUUGUGCUAAAAAGGUUUACACAUUGACCAACUUCUUUAAUUUUAUACCGUUGUUGUGUAAUGCAGUUGGUGCUUCUUGCAAAAGAACAAAUAUUUUGAGAGAAAAGCAAUUUGAUGAGAUAGUUAAAAGUAUUGCAAGCGAUGAUGUUCAAUCAGGGAGAGGCUUGAAUCAAGAAAUGAGUUUGUCACGACCAGAGGACACACGUUGGAGCUCACAUUAUCGAUCAUUGGUAAGUCUGUGUACAUUGUUUGGUCAUGUGCUUGAUGUGCUAGAAAUUAUAAAAGAUGAUACAACCCUUUUGCAUGCAAAAAGGUCUGAAGCCUCUGGCCUUAUGAUGCGUAUGCAAACUUUUGAAUUUGUAUUACUUUUGAAAAUGAUGAUCAUUGAUCAAGGUCUUGGCAAUAACGAGUGA
Molecule: messenger RNA, 1086 nt
Organism: Gastrolobium bilobum
Lineage: Eukaryota; Viridiplantae; Streptophyta; Magnoliopsida; Fabales; Fabaceae
Exons: 3
Coding region: 1-1086 (361 amino acids)
Source: RefSeq, a predicted model, not a curated record